Messenger RNA from Mytilus trossulus (common blue mussel), 1632 nucleotides. RefSeq lists its product as uncharacterized. NCBI's taxonomy places the organism in Eukaryota, Metazoa, Mollusca, Bivalvia, Mytilida, Mytilidae. Bases 269 to 793 code for a protein of 174 amino acids. The record is from RefSeq and is a predicted model, not a curated record. The transcript is spliced from 3 exons. Gene Ontology annotation, molecular function: hydrolase activity.
AUGGACGCUUUGACAUUUAACAUUUAAUAGGAUUCAUUGUGUUAAUUAAGAUGUAUGCGUAAUGCAAAACAAACUAGGAAACUUAAGAAUACAAGAGAAAUUCUCGCGAGAUAAGGAAAUUGUACAAAUAUAACGGAUAUAGCAUGAACCGGAAAAGGAAUAAAUAGCUUGAAACAAAUCAUACUACAGCAUUAUUGUGGAUAAUUCUUUCUUAAUUUGAACCAGAGGGAUAAUUUUACAUAUACAACUGUGAUCAGAUUCUGUAAUAAUGAACAUCUUUAGCUGCCUAGUAGUGAUCAUGGCAACAGUUCAUAACAUGUGUGCCUCAGUUUGUAAUUCUGCUAACAAGGAAAAGGUCGGACGUAUCGUGUUUGGUGAGGCGAGUGGGGAACCAGCAGACACACAACUUGCAGUUGCAUUUACAAUUAUAAACAGAAUGAACCACAUGAGUUACCCUAAUACACUAAAUGGGGUAGUGUAUCAAACACAUACGUCAGGUGGGAGGACGCGUCAUCUUUAUAAAACACUAGACAACCCUGAUCAUGACAAAAGAUGGGAAGCUGCUAAACCUGACAAAGCAGAAGAACAUCUUGCGUAUGAAGCUGCAAUUACUGCAGCUGGGCAUGCGCUCUGUGAUACUGGUUCUGAUCCCAUGAGAUGCGGACCGAUCACUUUCUGUGCACUUAAUCCCUGUUCAUCUACAAGUAGUAACAGGUAUUGGUGUGUGUCCGAAAAAAGCAAGAUUGGAAAUCAUUGGUUUGCAUGCUUCGAAAAACAUUUUGGACAAUGUUGAAUUAUGGAAGUUUAAGACUUUUAAUCCUGAUGUUUUUAAUUUAAUUCUAUAUCCAAUUUGUAUAAACUGUUUGACGUGAGGAUACCCAAAUUGCAUGUAUUUUGACGGUUUUAUCACCUACGUUUAUUUAUGAUCCAGACAAAAAAUUCUAGACUAUUCUUUGGAGUUUUUUUUAUCAUAUGCGUCCUUAUAUACUGUAUAGUUCCACAACUUUUUGAAUCCUUAUUGAAUCAUAGAAAAAUGGGUUUGAAACAACCAACAAACAAGCCAUGAUUAUGGAAUGCAGAUUACCCACAUCAUCAUAAAAUCCAUGCUCAAAUUCACGUCCUUGAAAAUUGCAAAACAUAUUUUUUUGUUUUAUUUCCUCCAGGAGUUGGAUUAAUUUGAAAUAAGUCAAUGCUUUCUAUUGAUUUUUUAAAAAAGAAUUAUGAUUGUAACACAUUCUAUUUUUUUAUUUUUAAAUGACGACUUUUUUGGACGACGCAUCAUGACGUUUCCAUAGAUUUCCUUUGUCAGUGAAUAUUUACUUCAUCUUCUAAUAUUUACUGUGCGAAUUUUGUGCAUAUCUUCAUAUACAUCGCUAUUUUGAAAGACGUGCAUAAUUUCAAAUCAUAAAUCAUAAAAAUGCAACUUGUUAAGUCUCCUUUGCUCUUUUGCUAAAAAGGUGCAAUUAAGGUACUCGGUGUAAUAUGGUUACUUUGACGCAAGCAUCGUAAAAUUGUGAAAUCCACAGUUAUAUCUAUUUUAAAUUAUCAUUCUGUAUAUGCUCAUAACUUCAUAUGCAUAUAUCAGAUACAUUUUCUCGUAUUUGCGUUUGUUUAUAAUAAAUUCUUACAAUA